AUGCACUUUAAGCUUGAAAAUGCAUGGAACUCCUCGUCUGGCUCCGGUCACAAUACUAACGAAACUAACAAUUACUACGUCUAUCCAUGGCACAAGGCAUCGAAGCAUGCAACGGCCUCCGCAGGCAACACCACAGCCGAAAUUAACGAGCUCGACGACGAUUCCGACGAAGAAGCUGCUGCCAUUGCCAUUCUCGAUGAUUGCGACGACUUGAGUUUGCUCGUUGACGAAUUCGAUAAUUAUUCACCGCAAACGCCGCCCAUCACGAGCACUCCGAAACGCAAGCGUCGCAUUAAUCGUCGCACCGUUUCGACCGUUUCCAGCAACAAUGCUUCGAAUGCGUCCACGACACAAGUAUCGAACAGUAAUAAUUGCAUCAAAAUUAAAAUUUUGUCGAAUAAAUCGGGUUCGGAGAAUGCCACGACUUCGGGGUCGCCGCAACAAAACACCUCGGGCGGGCGAAAAAGCAAAGAUUUCCGCAUGAAAGAUGAGCUCGCGAAUCCGGAAUGUCUCGAAAAGUUGAAAUAUGAAAAUAUUUUGUAUAAACAUACGGAGGAGAAACCGUGGAUUUGCAAAAAUUGCGGCCGAAAUUACAAGUGGAAGAACAGCUUGAAAUGCCAUUUGCGGAAUGAGUGCGGCGUCGAGCCCAAAUAUCAUUGCACGAAGAUGUGCGGCUACAAGACACACAUUUACAGCAACUUGAAACGUCAUUUGAGGUCCAAAUUCUGCAGACCUGUCGAUGGAGGAGGAAGUCUGUCUCUGGUGAAAAAGCCUGGAAAUAGCACGACUUCGCCGUCGCUGGAUGAGCCAUGUGAUUUGCGCCUGUUAACGCCCUCAGUAAAUUUGCGUGAAUUAUCGUCGUCGUCCGUUACGUCGCCCAUUACACCACCGUCCAACAUAACAAGUGUGCCGCUGCCCCUCUUUUCGGGCGGCAGUAGUAGCGGCGCCGGAAGCGGGAGUGUUUCCGCCGCGAUCGCCAGUGCCACCGCCAAUCUCUUGUCAUCGGGUCUCAUACCAACAACGACCACCGGUGGCGCAUACACGUGCAAUCGUUGCGGCAACUCGUACGCCCGGCCGCACAGUCUCAAUCGACACAUUCGCUUCGAGUGCGGCGUCGAGCCCAAGUUUCAAUGUCCCAUUUGUAUUUUGCGUGCCAAGCACGACAACGUCACGGACGAACAGAUGGAACCGAAGAUCAUAAUGUUGACGAAUGGCGAAACGCGUUACAGUUGCUCCAAGUGCGGCGUCAAAUACAAGAAAAUGAGUGCCUUACGAAGUCAUUUUAAGGAAUGCGGUAAGGGAGCGCAAUGCCCCUAUUGUCCGAAAGUCGUUACGCAACGUCAUUCUGCAUUCAGUAUUUUACAGACACUACUGAACACGGGCAAUGCGCUGCAAAAUCGUGAUGUGCCCGCGCAAUGUCCCUACUGCAAACGCGUCUACGCCAACUCGCAAAAGGUCCAGGCUCACAUCAAAAAGUACUGCUUGAAGGAGAAAAAGUACAAGUGCAUGUUUUGUGCGUACCGUUCGAAGCGACGCGACCACAUAAUUCGGCAUGCGGCACGCGUUCACGAAACGCUCGUGGCCGAAAAGGUGCAAGAAGGCCUAAUUACGGGCGCAAGUGAUGCCUUUAUCGACGAAGGUGAGCUGGAUGGUGAUGUCUCGAAUGCUGGGGGCGGCGUUGGCGGGGGCACCGCAAGCGAAAGUGGCGAAUCUCUCUUGAAACCACUGUUGGCUGUUAACAAAAAUAAUAACGUGAGUGGCGAAGACAAAGAUGACGACGACGGGCAACAAGCGAUUUUUGAUGAUGACGAAACCGCCGAAGAAUCGGACCAUGACUCGGAUUACGAUGAAGAUGCAAUUACGGAUGAUAAUUAAAAAAAAUAUUUUUUUUUCCAGAAUCUAUACAGGGUUACUUUCCCUCCCCCUUUUUCCUUCUUAGAAUUAAAAAAGUCAAUUUUUUAUUACCAAGAUUAUCGCAAAAAAUAUUAAAUAAGCAAGGAAUUUAUUGUGGUAUUUAGUUUUUAAGGCAAGGGGUUCAUAAUUAUUAUUAGAAAAAAAAAACACAAAAAAAUUAUUAUGUUAAUUUUUUUCCAGAAAAACGAAUGAAUGAUAAAAAUUAAUGUUAUAUUUAUAUUAAAAAUUGUUGAUUCUUGUUUUACCGUUUUAAAUUUUAUGAGACAGCAACAUCCAGAGACAAUAUAUUUUAUCAAAUUAGAAAAGAAAAGAAAAGAAUGAAUUUAGAAAAUUAAUAUUUUUUCAUAAUAAUUGAUGUAAAUUGUAAAAAAAUAUCGGGAAAUUGUUAUUAUUCCAGAAAGUUAUAUAUAUAAAUAUCAUAAAAAAUUUUUUUUUGUCAAAAUAAGAUAUAUGAAAUAAAUUUUCGUAAUAUAUAUUUUUAAAAAAAUAUUUAAGUUUAUACAGAAAAAAAACUGACUGAAGGAAGUUUCUUGGAGAAAUAAGACGAACAUCGCGUUAAAAGGAAGACGAAAAAAAUCAAAAUAAAGUGCAAACUAUACAAAAACAA
Molecule: messenger RNA, 2521 nt
Organism: Culicoides brevitarsis
Lineage: Eukaryota; Metazoa; Arthropoda; Insecta; Diptera; Ceratopogonidae
Product: zinc finger protein ZFP2-like
Exons: 5
Coding region: 1-1875 (624 amino acids)
Biological process (GO): regulation of transcription by RNA polymerase II
Molecular function (GO): DNA-binding transcription factor activity; RNA polymerase II cis-regulatory region sequence-specific DNA binding
Source: RefSeq, a predicted model, not a curated record